Messenger RNA from Pristis pectinata (smalltooth sawfish), 2007 nucleotides. Its product is annotated as SH2 domain-containing adapter protein F-like. Lineage: Eukaryota; Metazoa; Chordata; Chondrichthyes; Rhinopristiformes; Pristidae. Bases 87 to 1280 code for a protein of 397 amino acids. The record is from RefSeq and is a predicted model, not a curated record. Gene Ontology annotation, molecular function: phosphotyrosine residue binding. The transcript is spliced from 7 exons.
GCCACUUCAGACAAGUCCGGGAAACAGUGCAAUUCGACUUUCUGAAUUUCACUGGGAGACGCUCACGCAACGAGGGGCCGAGGUUGAUGCAAAUCGUCACAUCACUGCACAGAGCAGCAGCGAGCAGCGAAUCCGCGGCGCCCGCGAUGGCCCGCUGGCUGAAGGAUUACUUGAGUUUCGGGAGUCGCAGGGUCCCGCCUCAACCCCCCAAGCCCGACUACAGCGAGAGUGAGAUCCUGAGAGCGUACCGAGCCCAGAGGAACCUGGACUUCGAAGACCCGUACGAGGAGAGUGAGCAUCCGCCCGUCCCCUCCCAGCACCAGAAACCAGCCUCCCCCGACAUCAAGUACGUGUCUCCCAAACACCGGCUCAUCAAAGUGGACAGCACCGACCUCGGCGGCCGGACAAAGAUACUGGGCACCGAGGAAGCCAAGGCUAAAGCCGAGACAACUCUGCCUGAUGACGAUUAUUCCGACCCUUUUGAUAUCAGGCAUGAUUCCAGAGGAGAAACCAUUGACAAGGAGCUCAUUGAGAACAAUGGCUACAUGGAACCAUACGAAGCCCAGAGAGUUAUAGCAGAAUUCCAGCGAAAAGGUGAAAAGAAACAGGGGAAGGGUCUCCAACUCUACGAUACUCCCUACGAGCCUCAGGAGAAUGAUACAGAGUCGGAUGCGGAGAAUGCAGCUGGUCAGAAGGUGCGAGAGAGCCGCCUCCCUCAAGAUGACGAGCGGCCUGCUGAUGAGUAUGACCAGCCCUGGGAGUGGAAGAAGGACCACAUCUCUAAAGCUUUUGCAGUCCAGUUUGAUGGUUGUGAUUGGGACCGGUCAUCUCCUUCCGCCAAAGAUCGACUGAGGCAACAAAAGCAGCUCAGCCCCCUGGCUGGAGGGUCAAAAUACAGCAAGACACAGACUCCAGAGCAUUGCUCCACCCUACCUGAGAGAGUGGAUCCCGCUCUACCGCUGGAGAAACAAGUGUGGUACCACGGUGCCAUCAGCCGGGCGGACGCGGAGAACUUGCUGAUGCGGUGUAAGGAGUGCAGUUACUUGGUGCGGAACAGCGAGACCAGCCGGAAUGACUACUCCCUGUCACUCAGAAGCAGCCAAGGAUACAUGCACAUGAAGUUCAGCAGAACGAAAGACUCCAAGUACAUUCUCGGCCAGAACAGCCCACCCUUUGACAGUGUUCCGGAGGUCAUAAACCACUACACAAGCCACAAGCUGCCAAUUAAAGGGGCUGAGCAUCUCUCCCUGCUGUUUCCUGUGACUGUGCAAACUCUGUGAGUGGAGCCCAGGCAGCUUCCGAAGAUGGCAGUAAAAUGCAAAACAUUCCGCGGGAAAAGAGACAGACAUAGAACAACAAUUUCAUCCUGCAGGCUCGUGUUACAGAGACUGUGGCUCCAUUGAGCACAAGACUCUAGAGCUCCAUUUCUGGCCUGUGAACUAUUGCAGGCUAAGAGCAUUGAAUAUCUCAUUUCUUCACCAUUUGUUUCAAAGAUUGUGGUGAAUUGGAUCAUGAAUGUUGCUGAACUCACUUGUAAGGAUUCAGUCACUCAUUUACUGGGAAUUUAAGGAAUGUCUUUUAUUUCUCCUGUGGUAACCCUGCUUCUUCCCCUCCUGGAUAUAUUGCUACUGGCUGCCCCAGCCACCCUCCACCACUUCACACAAGUGGCCGAGUCACUGAGUGUUGGCUGGCUGUUUCAUCAUGAGGGGGCAUCUCAGCAAAGCCCGAUCAUGACUUCACUCAACAUCCAGCGCACACGCACUUUGCAAUGGGGGGCGGGAAUCUGUGGCUAGCGAUGCGGAGCGGGGUAUCCAUGAUCAACAUUCCCCAUCACACUCCUGGCGCAAUGGGCCAUUAAAGUCAAUUGUUGUGUCCUUCCCCCACCUCAUGCCUAUGUUAGGAGUGACUGUGGAUCAAACGUGGCACCUACCUGGUCUGUGUGACUCAGUACCACACCGUACUUUUACCACCUGGUACUAUGAGGGGGAAGUGAAUUGGCGUGGAAUG